UUAAUUGAUUUAAUAAAAUAUUAAUAAUGUAAAAUUUAUAAGCAAUAAUAGCUCCAUCAAUUCUUUCAGCAGAUCUUUCUGAUUUAGCAAACGAAUGUAAAAGACUAGAUGAACUAUAAGCAGACUGGUACCAUGUUGAUGUUAUGUCAUUUUGUACCAAACUUAACUAUUGGUGCCCCCGUAGUUUAAUGCUUAAAGAAACAUGUAAAAGGAUUUUUAGAUUGUCAUUGCAUGGUUUCAGAACCAUAAAAAUGGGUUAAAGACUUCGGAAAAGCAGGUGCUAAUUAAAUGACUUUUCAUUAUGAAACAGUGGAAAAUCAUGAAGAAUUAUGUUAACUAAUAAGAGAUAAUGGAAUGAAAGUUGGAAUGGCUAUAAAACCUAAAACAUAAAUUGAUGAUAAAAUAAAAAAAUUAUGUUUAAAUAAUUUAUUAGAUUUAAUUUUAGUUAUGACAGUUGAACCCGGAUUCGGAGGUUAAAAAUUUAUGGAAGAUAUGAUGCCAAAAGUAAAACAAUUAAGAUAGCUUUGUCCUAAUUUGAAUAUUUAAGUUGAUGGCGGAAUUACAUGUGAUAAUAUACAUAUAGUAGCUCAAGCAGGAGCAAAUGUUAUAGUUUCUGGUUCUGGAGUUUAUGGUCAUAAAGAUCCUAAGCUUGCGAUUUAAUUUAUGAGAGAAGAAGUAAAGAAAUGCAUAUGA
This is a messenger RNA of Ichthyophthirius multifiliis, 693 nucleotides long. RefSeq names its product ribulose-phosphate 3-epimerase, putative. Gene Ontology annotation, cellular component: cytosol. The transcript is spliced from 4 exons. Lineage: Eukaryota; Ciliophora; Oligohymenophorea; Hymenostomatida. The record is from RefSeq and is a predicted model, not a curated record. Gene Ontology annotation, molecular function: metal ion binding; D-ribulose-phosphate 3-epimerase activity. Gene Ontology annotation, biological process: pentose-phosphate shunt, non-oxidative branch; carbohydrate metabolic process.